AUGGAAGCCAAUCAUGCCACUGAUGAUCAGAGCUCCCCAAACCCAGUGGUUAUCCUGCCGGAGACGGCAGAAGCCGCCGCCUAUGUUCCAGUAAAUACCAAUGGAGCCAUCGUCAAAGACGAAACCCAAGAAGAAGAGAAGGAGAGCGGGGCAGAGACCAUAACAGACGACGAGCAGAGCGACGACCAGGAUUCCGAUAGCUCAGACGCGGACAGUGAUUACACCGUCUCUUCCGAAACAGAUGAGGAAGAAAGCUCCGACGAUAACACCGUCCCAGCCCUAGGAGAGGAGGAGCAAAGCUCAGGUGAGGAUGCCGAAGGGUCUGGUGUCGACAGCGAUCGCACUGUCCCUGCUGUAAGAGACGAGGAGCACAGCUCCGACGACGACAACAGCGACUACUCCGAAGACUAUGAAAGCCGCUAUCCUUUCCAGCGAUUCUACACUUGUCGCCCGAUAAGCGGGAACAGCAGGGAGCAUCUAGAACAGGGGAACCUGAUCAUAAUGCCGGAAUCGGCCCUGGAGGUUCUGCAUAGAACCCAACAAGGUUACCCGAUGCUGUUCGAGAUCAGGAACGGCUUGAAGGAGCGGGUUUCUCACUGCGGGGUGGUGGAAUUCACCGCCGAGGAAGGGACGGUGAUGGUGCCGGGGUGGAUGAUGGAGAAUCUGAAGGUGGAGGCAGGGGAGACUCUGCUCCUCAAGAGCACCAUUCUCCAGAAGGGCACCUUCGCCAAGCUUCAGCCGCAUUCCGCCGCCUUCUUGGCCAUAAGGGACGUGAAAACGGUGCUGGAACAGACUCUCAGCGCCAAGUUCUCCUGCCUGACCACCGGAGACACCAUUGCUAUCGACCUGGGCAGCAAGAAGUUCUACAUCGACAUUGUAGAGACCAAGCCUGAUGAUGCCAUCUGCAUUAUUGAUACGGAUUGCGCCGUGGACUUCGCUGUUCCAUUGGAUUACAAAGAGCCGGCGCCAGCCCCAGCGCCGCAGGAGCUUAGGGAAGAGGGAGUGGGUGGUCCCCGCUGUUUCAUACCGUUCACCGGAGUAGCGAGGAGGCUGAAUGAGACGGCAGCAGAGCCAAAGAGAGUGCAAGUUAGACCUGUGGUUACAGUAGCUGAAGCGGAGAAUAAGCAGUUUCAGCCAUUUACUGGGAGGAAACAUACCUUAGGUGGAUGA
Molecule: messenger RNA, 1170 nt
Organism: Linum tenue
Lineage: Eukaryota; Viridiplantae; Streptophyta; Magnoliopsida; Malpighiales; Linaceae
Source: the annotation of a GenBank genome assembly